Messenger RNA from Talaromyces rugulosus, 921 nucleotides. RefSeq lists its product as uncharacterized. Bases 1 to 921 code for a protein of 306 amino acids. The transcript has a single exon. The record is from RefSeq and is a predicted model, not a curated record. Lineage: Eukaryota; Fungi; Ascomycota; Eurotiomycetes; Eurotiales; Trichocomaceae.
AUGGAAGAGCCUCUCAGGGAGUCGAUCAAGCAGGUGGAUGCAAAUACAUGGCUUAUCGGUGGUCUAAUUCUCCAUCGUUCGAGAGGUUAUUCAAACACCUCUACCUGGUACGACCAAGAAGAAGAUCUCAGUUAUAACGUUACUAGCGCCACCAUUCCUCUUCCCACGACAGUGCCUUUGGCUGUAGAUGACUCACGGCUCAAAUUGGUUUAUGAUGUCGCCGAAAGAUCCGCCGUCUGGUCUUUAGGAAACAGCGCAUUUUGCAAGGUUAAACUAUGCGUUGAUGGCACGACAUCCGAAGCUGCAACAUUGGCUUACGUUCAUGAUAAGCGGCCCAAUAAUUUCGAGAUUCCUAGAGUCUUGUACUCGGCAGAAUCCAACGGCAGGUCCUACCUGUUUUUGAGCAGGGUUCCCGGUCGAACUCUUGCAGAUGCUUGGCUAACGCUGGAUGAGAAAUGGAAGCGUCACUACGUGAGCGCCAUAGCAGAUGUCUGCGAGACUCUUGAGUCCUGGAAAGGCAACACGCUCUGUGGAGUAGACGGGAAGAACGCUUAUGAGCCCUAUCUCCUCGAAUCCCGCGCUGCUGAAAAUUACGACCCUCAAAAUCUUCUUCGACCUUGUAAGUUGAUGGGCAUGGAUUGCUCUAAAUUCGUCUUUUGCCAUGCCGACCUCGGUCCUACAAAUGUCAUUGUGGAAGAUGUUCCGACAAAGGGCACUGUUGGUGUUAUCGAUUGGGAGAUUGCUGGGUUUUUCCCACGAGGCUGGAUUCGCACCAAGUUUCGAAUAAGCAGUGGAUUGGAUCUGCCGGAAUCGGUUGGCGACCUCAGUAGCCAGCAAUGGUGGAGGGUUGAGGUUCAGAAGCUGCUUGGGACGCGUGGGUUUGAAGACUAUUCGUCGGAAUGGCAGGCAUGGUGGUAUUGA